CAAGUUAAAGGACAAUUCCGGUAUUUUGAACAUUGAGCCCCCUUUCUGGUUUGUUUAUGAUGAAAUAGAGUGGGUGACACCGAAAUUUUAACUAUUAGUCCUUUCUCGGGUAUUUGGCUCAUUUUGAAUCGCUCCUGCCUGCUUCACAAUGGUUGUCUGUGUGCAUACACAAACCUGUCAUCCCAGCAACCCUAAACGUUCGUUUUCGAAAAUGUGCAAGUAACCGAGUGGUUAGUGGCAUUUGUGAAGUUUAAAAAAAAAAUAUCGGCGCAAUAUAUGGUUUAUAUCCGUGUUAGUUGCUAAUUGGAACUAUUUUUUCAGAUACCUCACAACCGCAUAUAAACUUCCGCUCGCUGUGUAACCAGCUGUGUAACCAUGGUUACACAGCUGGUUACACAGUUCGACCACCUGUUGACGACAAUAUUCCAGAGGAAGAAGAAGCAUAAUAAUAAUAUAUAUAGGUCUAUAUGUAUAUAUAUAUAUAUAUAUAACUAAUAUAAUAUAUAAUAAUAAUAAGAAGAAGACGUUCAACUUCAUUUUCUGUCGAGUUCAAAACCAAGGCAUCAGCUGUGGUUACCGUGCAGUCGAUUAUGGGAAGAAUUUGUGCGGUCAGAAACUGCGGGAAGAUCUCUAGAAAAAGGAGUUGUCAUCGGCUUCCUCUCAACACACCUAAAAGUCAUAGAGUCAGAAAGUUGUGGCUUUCAUUCCUCGGGUUCGACAUAAACACCCCAGUAAAUGUACUUCGGGAAGCCGACCAUCGCGUUUGCGCCUUUCACUUUCGGCCUGAGGACUACCUGAAAUCAACAAGUCAUCGAAAGAAGUGUCCGAAGAGACUGCAUCUGAAAAGGGCAGCUGUACCGACGCUUUGUGGACCAACGCUAGACGAAAAAGACCUCGGGGCUGUUGGCGGUGUGGUGGACCAGCCUUCUACCUCCAGCAUAUCCUUGGUCCUCACCAGUCCACAGCCACGGCCUCACCAAUCCAAUAAAUCCCCAAGGAAGUCCUUAUCUGGCAGUUACCUUGCUUUCCCUGUGAUCAGGGAGAGGCUCUCACUAUCUCCAGAUGAUUGUGAAACUGAGAUGCUUCAAAUGGACACAAGCAUUUCCUCAGUCAUUGAGGAUGACCCAAAAGACAUGAGCUUCAGCCUCAGUCAACAGUCAAGUUCAAGUGAAACCUCCAGUUCAAGUGCCUCAGAAGAGCAAGGGGAGUGGGAUGAAAGAAAAUGGAUUGUGAACGAGUCUAGCAUCAUGCAACUGUUUAGAACAUGCCAUAUAUGUGCCGCACAAAUCACUGAUAAAAAAGUGACAACUACAGGCAGCCAACUAAAGAUUGAAUGGACAUGUUUGAAUAAUCAUCAUGGCAAGUGGGCAUCAUGUCCUGAUGCAAGAGGAAUGGCACAGAAUAACUUGCUUGUUUCUGCUGCUACGCUUUUCUCUGGAACAACUUUCACUGAAGUACACGAGUGGGCCAGCAUCCUAAACUUGCAACUCUUGAAGAAAUCGCAGUACUACUCCAUCCAAUCCGACUACCUUAUUCCAGUAGUACACUUUGCAUACAAGGAUCAUCAUGAGAAUCUCAUUAGGCGACUUAUUAGACAAAAGGCUGAAGGCGAGUCCAUAGAGCUGUGUGGAGAUGCCAGGUCUGACUCACCAGGCUACAGCUGCAAGUAUUCCACCUAUUCGUUUCAGCUUCUAUCCAGUAAUGAGAUCAUUCACUUUCAACUACUACAGGUAACGGAAGCUAGCAGUUCAGUUGCCAUGGAGUCCCAAGGCUGUAGGAGGGGCCUCAACCAUCUCAUUUUCAAUGAAGGAGUAGAUAUAGACCUCAUCACUACAGACCGGGCCACAUCAGUUCGGAAAAUAAUGAGGGAGGAAUUCCAGAAUGUUCACCAUGAAUUUGAUCCUUGGCAUGUAUCAAAAGGCAUAAAGAAAAAACUGGUAGCACUCGCCAACAAAAAGGAAAAUCAGGUCCUGCAGGGCUGGAUUCGGGCGAUCCUCAAUCACUUUUGGUUCUCAUGCUCAUCUUGUGGUGAGAGUGCUGAGGAACUGAAGCGACGGUGGACCUCAGUCCUCCACCACAUCUGUGGGGAGCACACAUGGGAGCAAGAUGGAAGAAAGUGGGCAUGCCCUCACCCUGCUCUCAACCCAGAUCAGCAAAGGACAAAGCGAUGGCUCCAGCCAGAGUCUCAAGUGUUCAAGUCUUUACGGAAUAUUGUUGAAGAUAAAAGACUUCUGAAAGACCUUGAGCAGAUGACUCGCUUCAAACAUACAGGAUCUUUGGAAGUGUACCACAACGUUAUGCUAAAAUAUCUGCCGAAACGACUGCAUUUUCGGUACGACACCAUGGUAGCCCGAACACAACUAGCCAUCCUGGACAACAAUUACAAUGUCGGCCGACAGCAGACAGAGACUUCAGAAGGACUUCCAAGAUACAGUAUGGUGUUCCCAAAACAGAGCAAGGAAUGGGUAGCCAAGAAGAUCUAUGAGCCUACUAGUCAGUACUUCACACAACACCUUGUGAAACUCGUGUUGGAGAGAAGGGAGGAAAGAACACCGGAAGACAUUCCACAUGUCCAGCGGCCUGCAAACAUUGCCACUAAGGAGAGACCCCCCAAGGAAGAUUUAAUCAGGAAACAUCAAUCCAGAUUCCCUCGCCACACUGAUGUUUGAAAAACCAAGGAUCCAGAUUGUAAAUUUGUUUAUAUGUCAGAAUCAGAAUCACUUUUAUUACCCCUUAUUGUACAGUAGGCUACACAAGAGCAAAAGUAUUAGGCUUGGUUCCUCAGCAUAAAGAGUGAAGUGUAGGGUGUUCAAGUGGUAGUGUUGUAAAUGUGUUUGUAAAUACAGUCGGCCUAUGUCUACCUUUACCCAUUAGGAAAACAUGUUUAGGCCUACAGACACUAGUGCACUUUCUAAAUAAAACUGCAACGAUUUUUGAACAAAAGUUUUUUUAUUGAGAAGAAAUUAAAAAGUAAACGCAAUGCAGUUAGGUAGGAACAGAAGGUAGGAACAGAAGGGUAAGAUAUACAUUGGAAUAAGAAUAAAAAUAAUGAAUUCAGAAUAAUUCCUCUAUCUCACUGGGUUUAAACCCAGCAUACUGUCCAGUGGGGGAUGGGAACGCAUUCCUAACAGCCCACACCACGCAACUGGGUAAUGCAAGGCGAUUUCCUCGUCCCAGUGGUUGACCUUUGAGGGCCCACUCCAGAAUGACUCGAUAAGCCACAAGUCGGUAUUGACUGAGGGUAACAAAACAUGGAUAGAGCAAAGACUGGGUCAGUAACUACUAGUAAUGAGACGGUGGCACCGUUUUCAAAAACAUUAUAGUCGAGAUACAUGCGAAUUAUACAAAUUGGCAUC
Gadus macrocephalus (Pacific cod) is the source of this 3356-nucleotide messenger RNA. RefSeq lists its product as uncharacterized. The transcript is spliced from 9 exons. NCBI's taxonomy places the organism in Eukaryota, Metazoa, Chordata, Actinopteri, Gadiformes, Gadidae. The record is from RefSeq and is a predicted model, not a curated record. The coding region runs from base 591 to 2669 and encodes 692 amino acids.